Molecule: messenger RNA, 2481 nt
Organism: Eriocheir sinensis (Chinese mitten crab)
Lineage: Eukaryota; Metazoa; Arthropoda; Malacostraca; Decapoda; Varunidae
Product: protein O-linked-mannose beta-1,2-N-acetylglucosaminyltransferase 1-like
Exons: 16
Coding region: 124-2481 (785 amino acids)
Biological process (GO): protein O-linked glycosylation via N-acetylgalactosamine
Cellular component (GO): Golgi membrane
Molecular function (GO): beta-1,3-galactosyl-O-glycosyl-glycoprotein beta-1,3-N-acetylglucosaminyltransferase activity
Source: RefSeq, a predicted model, not a curated record
AGACGUAACGGAAGGCGGGGAGAGAAAUAAGAGAAGAAAAGAAGAAAACGAGGGAGAAGGUGAAGAAAAUGGAAGGAAAACAGGAGGAAGGUUACAUCAGCGCCCCGAAGCUCCAUCCUCACUAUGGCGAUGGCAGCAGGAGUAGUAGUAAUAUCAGUGAUGGUCGUGGUAGCCGAGACCGCUCUGGUGCCGCUGAGACUGACGGUAGCUUCGCCGCGGGGCACCAACGCCACCGUCAACUUCAGCGCGGAGGAGGAGGCGAUGAGGGAGAUGGGGCUGACGAAGGACAUGAUGGAGGGCUCUCUGAUACACGCAGACGCCAAGGGAAGGGUGGAGGAGAUGGUGGUGGGCGGGCGGCACAUCCCCCUGCACCUCAACGUGAGCACCUCCCUCUUCGGUAUGUUCGCCCUCAGAACGGUGGAUGGCAAGGACUGGCUCUUCUCCGACGCCAACUACACCAACGCCUCAAUCCACGACCUCGAUGGUGACCCCAGCUUGGUGCCCUUGGAGGUGCCCCUAGAGUGGACUGUGCCCCCUCCCCUGAACCGCACCGAGCCCUUGGACGCCGAGCUCUCCUCCGGCACCACACACGCCUCCAUCAGCGUGGGGAACCGCCUGAUACUCUCCGUACAAGAAAAGGGAACAAGACACCACCAACACAACAUCACAAGGACAACAUCAAACGCUUCCUCUUCCACCACAACCACUUUCCGCCCCUCUUCUUCGUCGUCAUCCCCCGGCUCAUCUUCCCACUAUCAUCUCAUCCUCAAACUCGCGCCCGACACUGGUUGCCACCUACGCGUGCUCAACCCACACACCGGCCGGGUUACCUUGGCGCGGUACUUCAACACCAACGACCACCUCUUUGAUCAUGAGCUGAGCCUCGUCCUCGCCGGUCUGAAGGAGGGGCGGCUAGCGCUUCUUACCUCUUACCACGAUGUCUCUGGACGCCUCGGGAGCAAAGUUCGCGACACCCUUCACGCCCUCGGCUCGUGGGCGGCGCCCCACCUCAGAUUCAGGGACUGCUGGGCGUGGGCGUGGCUGGUGGGCGGGGGCACGCUCUCGGAGGCCCUAGUGACCAACCCGCGCGGCAUCCUGGCCCACCCCAGCAGCCUCGCCCUCCACCUGACCCUCCCCGCUCCGGCCCCGUCAGAGAGAUUUUGCGACACGUGGCCCUCUGGCGUCCGCUGGGAGAAACGGAUGGUCCUUUGUGACCUUUAUGACGGCUUCGGUGACCUCUGUGCAUGUGACCUCCCGUACCAGCUCCCUCCCGCCACCAAGCCGGCCUGGUGGCGGGAGCGGCUGGCGGUGGUGGUGGUGGCGGCGGACAGACCCCAGUACCUGUUCAGGCUGUUGCGGCAGCUCCUGGGGCAGCCCGGCAUGACCCCCGACCUCGUGCUGGUGAGCGUGGACGGGGCCAGUGAAGGGGCCAGAGCCAGCAUGGCCCUGGCCGAGGUGCUGGGGCUGAGGCACGUGGCGCACCGCAGCGAGCCAGGCACCGGGUCUAACGUCUCCUCAAGGAUCUCCAGGAGUUUGCGGUUCGCGCUGUUCCAGGUCCUACAAAACUUUCCCCUCGAGGACAAGUUCAUCAUCUUGGAGGACGACCUCGUGCUGGCUCCAGACUUUCACUCGUACAUGCAACAGACGGCGGCGCUGCUGGGGCGGGAGGAGGAGAAGGUUUAUGCCGUGUCCGCCUUCUCGCACUUCGCCACCCAUCACACCGCUAGCGACGCCACACGCCUUCAGAGGGUCACCUCCUUCCCCUCCUGCGGCUGGAUGACCACACGCGGCUUCCUCCAAGAGACGCUCCCGAAGUGGCCCGCAGCUAACGUGGGCUCAGACUGGGACUACUGGAUGGGGUCGGAGGUCGUGCGCCUCGGGAGGGAGGUUGUUCUUCCCGAGGUGCCCCGGACAACCCACGCUGGCACGCUCGGCUCCCACACUGACGGCGCCAUGGCCCGGUGGUUCAAGGAACGCCCCCUCACCUCGGCCCCGCACACACCGCUCAACCUGACGGCCGUCAGCCGUGAAGUGUUUGAGGCCCAGGUGCUUCGAGAACUGUCCCUGGUAAGGCCCCUCACCCACACCAAUGCCAGCAACCUAGCAACCACUCCUGCUGGCUACAGACCACUCCAGAUCCCCCUCCACCAGGAUGGGGCAGUGUGGGUGGUGCGUGUCAGGAUGCAGCAUGUGGAAGACAGCUAUGCCUUCAGGAUCUUGGCCAAGAGCCUUGGGUUGUGGCAUGGCGAUGCUCGGAACCAUCACCAUGGACUGUGGCGGAUCCCCUACCAUAAUGCAGUGCUGCUGGUGGUGGGUGUUCCCUUCUCCAGGUACAGUGCCCGUGUGAGGAACAUCGGCCGAAUCCUUCACGCCACUCCUGCAGGCAUGAGAACCCUCCAGAGCGAAGGGGAUGCUCUAGAGGGUGUCGACUUCAUGCAGCAUCAGCCACAUGACUUUAUGGACUUAUUAGGACUCAAAUGA